GCUCCGCUAGCCACGCUGGCAGAACCUGGGGCUCGCAGCAGGAUGGUAUGGCGGCACGCGCUGAAGAGAAGCAGGGACUAUCCGGAGCUGCCGGAAGAAGGGUCUGAGACAAGUGGCUCCCUCCAGAGUGUUAUCCUGAAUGACAAGGGCUUUCCUUACGAGAAUGAUGCAGGCAUCAUCACGUUCUUUGAUGACAGCUUCAACGUGUCCAGUGGCCUGGAAGGAAAUGAGGCUCCCCGCCAAAUGCAGGCCCAGACUCGCAGCACUGCCAGCAGCGCGGCUUCGAUGACCCAGGAGGCCGGCCAGCUGCACUUGGCAGCAGCCGGCAGCGCAGCGGUCAUGGGUGCAGUGGCAGCCCUGGGGCCUCGACGUGCAGCAGCCAAGCGUAGCCGAACAGUGGCCACGCGCGCAGCGCAGCAGGAGCCUCCCGAAGGACUCUCGGAGCUCGUGGGCUUGGCCGAGCAGCUCGUUCAUCGGCCAGGGCCGCAGCAGCUCUCCCUCUUGGUGCAGCAGCUGAAGGCGUUUGCCUCCGCGGAGCUGCGGCGUGGCGCCGCACUUUCGGCCCCUGCACUCAGGGCCUUCGAAGAAGUAGUACAAGGCGCCAAUGAGGCGCUGGUCAGCAGUGCCGACAAGCAGCUGAGAUGGGCAGCCGGCGCUGCAGCGUCGCUGCUGCUGACAUUCAGCGUUACCCUGCAGCCUGCUUUUGCAGCGGAUGUAGUCAACUACUCCGAUUUCAUGGAGUCCGUCAACCGCGGGGAUGUCGAGAUGGUGCGUGUCCAGGAAGAUCAGCUCUCCGCGCAGUACACCACCAAGGAUGGUGCUCGCAAAGAGGUGAACUUGAUCCCCAAUGCACAGAUUCAGGAUGGGUUGUUCAACACUCUUGCCCAGAAGAAGGUGGAUGUGGUCAUGCAAACUCCUGGAGCUAACAGCGGCGGGCCUCUGGACUUUCUAGCACGCUUCGCAGGCCCCAUCGCCUGGCUGAUCGCAGGGCUUCUUGUUCUCUUCGGAGGCGCUGGCAUGGGAGGACCCGCAGGACCUGGCGGCCCAGGCGGAAACCCGUUUGAGCUCGGCAAGUCCAAGGCCAGAAUCAUCAAGGAUGGGGACACAAAGGUCAAGUUCGCAGACGUGGCGGGCUGCGAUGGUGCCAAGCAAGAGUUGGUGGAGGUCGUUGAUUUUUUGAAGAACACCUCGCGCUACUCCGAGCUCGGAGCGAAGAUCCCCAAAGGUGCUCUUUUGGUGGGACCGCCUGGUACAGGAAAGACGCUGCUGGCGAAGGCAGUGGCUGGCGAAGCGGGCGUCCCUUUCUUCAGCAUCUCCGCCUCGGAGUUCGUGGAGAUCUUCGCCGGUAUCGGCGCCUCCCGCGUUCGAGACCUCUUCGAGCAGGCAAAGAAGUCAGCACCCUGCAUCAUCUUCAUUGAUGAGAUCGAUGCGGUCGGCCGUCAGCGCAGCGCCGGAUUUGGCCAGGGCAACGAUGAGCGAGAGCAGACUGUGAAUCAGCUCUUGACAGAGAUGGAUGGUUUCGAGGGGCGAUCUGAGAUCUUGAAGGUCCACGCGAAGGGCAAGAACCUGGCUGCCGGCGUUGACCUCACGGCCAUCGCAAGGCAGACCCCAGGCAUGUCCG
Molecule: messenger RNA, 1621 nt
Organism: Symbiodinium sp. CCMP2456
Lineage: Eukaryota; Dinophyceae; Suessiales; Symbiodiniaceae
Source: the annotation of a GenBank genome assembly